This is a messenger RNA of Phyllostomus discolor (pale spear-nosed bat), 2260 nucleotides long. It is a transcript of the gene FBXW11, whose product is annotated as F-box and WD repeat domain containing 11. The record is from RefSeq and is a predicted model, not a curated record. The coding region runs from base 386 to 1918 and encodes 510 amino acids. The transcript is spliced from 14 exons. Gene Ontology annotation, molecular function: protein dimerization activity. NCBI's taxonomy places the organism in Eukaryota, Metazoa, Chordata, Mammalia, Chiroptera, Phyllostomidae.
UACUGCGUUCGCGGAGGACGAGGGCGGAGCUGCCGGCGGCCCGGGCGGGCUGGCAGCUAGAGUGGGUGCGAGUACCGCCUCCGCCUCUGCCGCCUCCGCCGUCGCCUCCUCCGCCCGGGCGGUUCGCUGCUGCGCCGGGAGAGCGAGGCGGGGCCGCCGGGGCCGCCAUGGAGCCCGACUCGGUGAUUGAGGACAAGACCAUCGAGCUCAUGUUACCGAAGUGCAUGUUUGGGAUUUUGUGGAAGAAAGCUGGAUUCAGUAAACGGAAAGCAUCUGGGAAGCUGCUUGGCCGCCGUCUCGUCUCAGACUAGUCUGAGCGGGAGUCCCCCAUUCGUUCGGGAUUGGUGGAUCUGGAGCGCAGAGUGUUUCCCAGAACACUUCAGUUAUGGAGGAUCAAAAUGAAGAUGAGUCCCCCAAGAAAAGUGCUCUUUGGCAGAUAAGUAAUGGAACAUCCUCUGUGAUCGUCUCCAGAAAGAGGCCGUCGGAAGGAAACUACCAAAAAGAAAAGGACUUGUGCAUUAAGUACUUCGACCAGUGGUCCGAGUCCGAUCAAGUGGAGUUCGUGGAGCACCUCAUUUCCCGGAUGUGCCACUACCAGCAUGGACACAUCAACUCCUACCUGAAGCCCAUGUUGCAGCGGGACUUCAUCACCGCCUUACCAGAGCAAGGCUUAGAUCACAUAGCAGAGAACAUUCUUUCCUACCUGGACGCCAGGUCCCUGUGCGCGGCGGAGCUGGUGUGCAAAGAAUGGCAGCGCGUGAUCUCCGAAGGCAUGCUGUGGAAGAAGCUCAUUGAGCGGAUGGUGCGCACGGACCCCCUGUGGAAGGGGCUCUCGGAGAGACGAGGGUGGGAUCAGUACCUGUUUAAAAACAGACCUACGGAUGGCCCUCCCAAUUCGUUUUAUAGGUCGUUAUACCCAAAGAUCAUCCAGGAUAUAGAGACUAUAGAAUCUAACUGGCGGUGCGGACGGCACAACCUGCAGAGGAUCCAGUGCCGCUCGGAGAACAGUAAAGGCGUCUACUGCCUGCAGUACGACGACGAGAAGAUCAUCAGCGGGCUGCGGGACAACUCCAUCAAGAUCUGGGACAAAACCAGCCUGGAGUGCUUGAAAGUGCUGACGGGGCACACCGGCUCCGUGCUCUGUCUCCAGUACGACGAGCGUGUCAUCGUGACGGGCUCUUCGGACUCCACAGUGAGGGUCUGGGACGUGAACACGGGCGAGGUUCUGAACACGCUGAUCCACCACAACGAGGCCGUGCUGCACCUGCGCUUCAGCAACGGCCUCAUGGUCACCUGCUCCAAGGACCGCUCCAUCGCCGUGUGGGACAUGGCGUCUGCCACCGACAUCACUUUGCGGCGCGUCUUGGUCGGCCACCGUGCUGCCGUCAACGUGGUGGACUUCGACGAUAAGUACAUCGUGUCUGCCUCUGGUGACAGGACCAUCAAGGUCUGGAGCACGAGCACCUGCGAGUUUGUCCGCACUCUGAACGGGCACAAGCGCGGCAUCGCCUGUCUGCAGUACCGGGACCGGCUGGUGGUCAGCGGGUCGUCCGACAACACCAUCAGGCUCUGGGACAUCGAGUGUGGCGCCUGCUUGAGGGUCCUGGAGGGACACGAGGAGCUGGUGCGGUGCAUCCGGUUCGACAACAAGAGGAUCGUCAGUGGGGCCUACGACGGGAAAAUUAAAGUGUGGGACUUGCAAGCUGCUCUCGACCCUCGGGCCCCAGCGAGCACGCUGUGUCUGCGCACUCUGGUGGAACAUUCUGGACGUGUGUUUCGGCUACAGUUCGAUGAGUUUCAGAUCAUCAGCAGCUCUCACGAUGACACUAUUUUGAUUUGGGAUUUCCUAAACGUGCCUCCCAGCGCCCAGAGUGAGACCCGCUCGCCCUCCAGAACGUACACGUACAUCUCCAGAUAACAGUCUGCGCCCCGCCCGCUCCAGGGUUUCCUAGUCUUGAACUACUGGCUACACGGCUACCAAAUGCCUAAGGGAGUUCUUCACAGCUGAGUCUCGAAGCUGGAACUGGUUCUAGACGCUGGGUAGAUGCAAAGCAGCCUAACUCUUCAAGCACCGACCUUCCCCACCUCCGGCUCCGGCCUCCACUUUGAGAAGGACACCUUGGCCUCACCGACUCCAAGCAGGACAGCAGCCCAUCCCUCCCCCGUCCGUGAAAAAAACCGAAUGCUUCCCGUGUAACCUGUCCGUGUGAACGGAACACACAGGCUGUUCUCCGGAAGUAAAUUGACGGUCAAGAGAAGA